Molecule: messenger RNA, 936 nt
Organism: Chaetomium strumarium
Lineage: Eukaryota; Fungi; Ascomycota; Sordariomycetes; Sordariales; Chaetomiaceae
Product: nucleophile aminohydrolase
Exons: 6
Coding region: 161-850 (229 amino acids)
Cellular component (GO): proteasome core complex
Molecular function (GO): threonine-type endopeptidase activity
Source: RefSeq, a predicted model, not a curated record
UAAUAGCUGCGAUAAGAUAAGCUCCAAGCUCGCCAACGUCGAACGACAUACCGACCAUUGCUUUUUUCUCGAACAGUGACCAUUUCCCUGGGCAUACGAUCUACGACGCUUCUUCUUACGCAAAAGACUUCUACGCAAAAAGAUACCGAAAUAAUCAAAAAUGGAAUUCGGCAACUCAGGUUCAUUGAGUGAAGAUGGCAUCCAUCUCGAUAUGGACCGGUUGAAGAAGGGGGAGGUGAACUUGGGUACCUCGAUCAUGGCAGUGACAUUCAAAGACGGCGUCAUCCUCGGAGCCGACUCGCGCACAACAACGGGCGCCUACAUCGCGAACCGCGUAACCGACAAGCUGACCCAGGUACACGACACCAUCUGGUGCUGCCGGUCCGGGUCGGCCGCCGACACACAAGCAGUCGCCGACAUUGUCAAGUACCAGUUGGAGCUAUUUGCUAUGAUGAAUGGCAAGGCGCCAACGACGCAGACGGCGGCGGCGAUUUUCCAGGAAAUCUGCUAUGCCAACAAGGACCGAUUGACGGCGGGCCUUAUCAUCGCGGGCUGGGACGAGCGGCACGGCGGGCAGGUCUACAGCAUCCCACUGGGCGGGUCACUUCACAAGCAGUCGUACGCCAUCGGCGGGUCCGGGUCGACGUACAUCUACGGCUUCUGCGACGCCAACUGGCGCGAGGGCAUGGAGGAAGCCGACGCGGUGAACUUUGUCAAGGAGGCGCUCAAGGAGGCUAUCAAAUGGGACGGCAGCUCGGGUGGUGUCAUCCGUAUGGUCGUGCUGACAGCCAAGGGUGCUGAUAGGCAUCUCUACUUGCCGGAUACAGACUACAAGGUCCGGCAUAUGUGAGGUCGUCUCGCCUGGGUUAAAGGGUAGAUAGGAAAUUAUUCCGGGCGACGAGUCCAGGUUAUCGAACAGCCGGACCUUGUACGAAC